This is a messenger RNA of Bombus huntii, 6124 nucleotides long. RefSeq names its product diacylglycerol kinase 1 (gene Dgk). Gene Ontology annotation, molecular function: ATP-dependent diacylglycerol kinase activity; calcium ion binding. The record is from RefSeq and is a predicted model, not a curated record. The transcript is spliced from 18 exons. Gene Ontology annotation, biological process: diacylglycerol metabolic process; lipid phosphorylation; intracellular signal transduction. Gene Ontology annotation, cellular component: plasma membrane. NCBI's taxonomy places the organism in Eukaryota, Metazoa, Arthropoda, Insecta, Hymenoptera, Apidae. Bases 1974 to 4682 code for a protein of 902 amino acids.
GCUAGUCACAUUUUUAUUCUUGUAGUUAACUCAAAUGAAGUUAGUUGUGUGUUCGAUAUCUAAGUUUGUAAGUCUGAAUUACGUUUGCAGACAAAUAACGAUUAAAUUGGAUGUCAAGUUUGAUCUGAUUUUAUAAAACUGGCCUAAAUAAGGAAAAUUGCCUAUAUGAAUUGACGUUAAUUGUACCGAAGUAAUAAAAUGUAGCAACUUUCUUUCGCUAAAGAAUUUCAUAUAAUUCAUUUAAUUUUUCCAGCGCUUGUUUCAGUCACGUUUUAUGUAGAAAAUCUUUGAAAUUAUAUUUUUGGCUGAUUAUCAUUUAGUCCCAACUAAAAUUCUUAUCUAUAGUAUAAAGUCGUGAUGGCAAUUCAUCGUAUAAUUCGUGGCACGUAUUCAUGGUAACUUUUGUAAUUGUAUUGCUUAACUUGUUUAUUUAUUAUCAACUCACCCUUUUUAAAUACCUGAGUUCCAAACGUUCCAAAAACAACAAUGCCCUCUACGUAUGCAUUCGCACUAUACCACGAAAGUGUUUAUCCUAUAUCCGUCACGCUUAAAUUCUGUAUCUAGUGAAUGUAAAGAUAAGAUUCUGUUAUCUCAUGUUACAGCUUACCAAAAUCUAUCGUUAUCCGAAAAAGUUAUCUUUAAUACUCUCGUAAAGUUUUAUCCCUCUUGAAGUUCGAAAGUUGAAUAGUGUUCCCUCUUUAGUCAAGUUCGCGGAGCAACGAUACAUAUAAAUUGCAGUAUAACGUGGUAAAUCACACUUACCGAAGAUCCGAGAUCUCAUAUGAAUAAUUCGUAAACGAAACUUUGUUGUCGCCCUGAGACAUAACCCGUAAGAAAAGUUAUCCGUAAGAAAACAAGAAAAGUUAUUACAGUGCGCACACAUUAAUGCGAGCGAAGAUGUAGGGUAGUGUCACGUUAAGUGGCCGAACUAUGCCUCGAUAACUGGCUAUCGUUAUCCCCACCAGUCAUGUGAACUGAUUUUAUGAAGCGAGGUUUUAAUGUUGCCUAUGUGAAAUAAAUGUGUUAGGCUAUGAUUACAUGCGUGUUUUGACGAAUUGAAUUAUUAAAGCAAUCAAAUAUGUGUAUAAAUUAUUACGAGUAGAGUGCAAGUUUUUAUGUAAAUUUAUAUUUUUAAGGGUAUAAUUAAAAUAGUAUAGAUUCGAUAAAAAAUUGUUUUAUCUGCUAAGUAUUAUAGAAAGCACUAUAUUUUGAAUAUUAUACAUGUAUAUCUUUUCAUACUAUGUGCAUUCUAUACAAUUUUACACUUUCAAAUUUCCUGCAAUAAAUGCAUAAGAAUCCGCAAUCUAUGAAUGAAUAUAUACGUAUAUCGGUUUCCAGAUGUUUCAUUCGUCAGUAUGACAAUUUGCUAGAACACAUCCACUGUAACCGUAGCCUUAGGUGCCCGUAUUGCAUUCGCGCUUAAUGAAAAUGAAAGAUAUUCCAGAUUUCUUAGAAGUAUACCGUCCUUGGUAACUGACCAGAUAAGGUCCCAACCCGCGACCGGUUAGCGAAGUAUUACUAUAUAAUCGGUGGGUCGGUCACUUGUGUGUGUGUGUGUGUGUGUGUGUGUGUGUGUAUGUGUGCGCGCGUAUGGUGUGUGUAAAACAGGUGGCGCUGAUGCAGGAGCCACAACCGAAAUCGAGAAAGUCAGUCAGUCGGUCUCGCGCCUUACGCGUGUGCUUGUCAUGUUUUGUGUUCGUUCGUAGUAUUGGGGCGUCGUGUUUCAUUAUCACGUAUUCACAUUUAAAACGAUUGUCAACGAUUUAUCGUGACAAGAACAUUCUUUCUGUUCAAUUCUACGAGGACAACAACAGGAACUUGCAUCUAAACGGAGUGACGCCGGUUCAGGACGAUGCCGGAAACGUAAAGGACGCUUCGAAGCGUCUAUGACAGGAUGAUGCAGAAAUGGUGACGACUUUCAGCGUUGGACAACUGGGCGUUCGUCCUGCGGGAGACAAAGACCAGAAGUAAGGAUGGCCUUUCACUGGGAUAAGCUCUCACCGGCAGAAUUUCAACAGCUUCAGGAUUUAGCAGUUUAUUCUGCGCGAAAGCUACAAGAUGUCCUCACCGAAUUCUGCGGAUCAAACACAACGCCCAGCGGUGCGCCGAAAUAUCAUCCAGAUGGUGACAUCGAUUACGAGGGAUUUCGUAAAUUUUUGGACACCUAUCUUGAAGUGUCAACCCCCGAUGAACUUUCACGACAUCUUUUUUUAUCGUUCGUUAAGAAGGUGCCUCGAGUCGAUGGAAAAGCUUUCAAAGAAAUGGCUGUGCUAUCGUCGACAACCGCCUGUGCUGCCAUUACGUCUCACACAACGUCCAGCAGCAACGUGAACAACACCGGUUUACCUGGUGGAACGUCGUCGGAAGGACAUAGUUCUUCCUUGGCCGACAAAAUUCAUGGUCUCACGGAGAAGUUGCAAGCAUUAGGGCACCAUAGAACGGAAAGCGAAGCCUCCACCAGAGCACGCACAGGAAGCGUCCAUCCUAUAUUGACGAUACAGCACACCUCGUACAGCUGUCACGAUGUGAUUGAGAAGAAGAGCACCGACAGCAGCCCAAGUCACAGCCAAAUGUCGCGAAAUUCGUCCAGGAAGUCGAACAAUUCGUUGCUCGUCAACAACGGGAAAUUGGAAGAAAUGAGAAACUUCGUUAGAAAACAGAGCACGAUAGAUGUCCACUCGGUUAAAGUCAGCCUCAAGGAUAUCGUGUGCUAUCUUUCCCUCCUGGAAGCUGGUAGGCCAGAAGAUAAAUUAGAGUUCAUGUUCCGGCUGUACGAUACAGAUGGGAACGGCGUUCUUGACACAAACGAGAUGGACUGCAUUGUCAAUCAGAUGAUGAAUGUCGCCGAGUAUCUCGGAUGGGACGUCUCGGAAUUGAAACCGAUACUGCAAGAUAUGAUGAUAGAAAUAGACUACGACGCGGAUGGUACGGUAUCUCUGGAAGAAUGGAAAAGGGGUGGUCUGACGACGAUCCCGCUGCUAGUUCUUUUGGGCUUGGAUUCUCACGUAAAGGAAGACGGUAACCAUCUCUGGAGGCUAAAACACUUUAGCAAACCCGCCUACUGCAAUCUCUGUUUGAAUAUGCUAGUCGGUCUCGGAAAGAAGGGCCUUUGUUGUGUCUUUUGCAAGUACACUGUCCACGAAAGGUGCGUUCAAAGAGCACCAGCCUCUUGCAUAGCCACCUACGUGAAAAGCAAAAAGACGUCGCAAACGAUGGCGCACCAUUGGGUCGAGGGAAAUUGUCACGGCAAAUGUUUCAAAUGUAGAAAAACUAUCAAGAGCUACAACGGGAUUACGGGUUUGCACUGCAGAUGGUGUCAAUUGACAUUGCAUAACAGAUGCGUUUCGCAAGUGAGGACAGAGUGCACGUUGGGUGAGUACGCAGUUCAUAUCCUUCCGCCUACGGCGAUUUGUCCAGUUGUCUUAGACAGGCAAAGAUCGUUAUCUAGGGACAGUAAAAAGGGAAGCAAACACGGCCAGGAUUCGUCGACUGUUGCCUCGCAAAGUGGAUUCCUGACAUCCGGUGCUGCUACUAAUCAACAGCCAGCUAUGUCCUUCCAAAUUACACCGCCGCCGGACACUUUUCCACUUCUGGUGUUCAUAAAUCCAAAAUCCGGAGGAAGGCAAGGCGAACGCAUGUUGAGGAAGUUCCAAUAUAUCCUGAACCCGCGCCAAGUUCAUAAUCUGGCCGUGGGCGGACCUAUGCAGGGUUUGCAAAUGUUCAAGGACGUGAAGAACUUUAAGGUGAUCUGCUGCGGCGGUGAUGGUACCGUUGGCUGGGUGUUAGAGACAAUGGAUCGUGUCCAAUUCGAGCAUCAACCAGCCGUAGGUGUCAUACCAUUAGGGACAGGCAACGAUCUUGCGAGGUGUUUGCGAUGGGGUGGUGGUUACGAAGGAGAAGCUAUUCAUAAAGUACUCAAAAAAAUAGAGAAAGCGACACCUGUAAUGAUGGACCGCUGGCAGAUAGAAGUACUUGAUCAGAAAGAUGAGAUGAAACCAAAUCAAGACAGUAUACCGUACAAUAUCAUUAACAAUUACUUCUCUGUGGGCGUGGACGCCGCGAUCUGUGUAAAAUUCCACAUGGAAAGGGAAAAGAAUCCCGAGAAAUUCAAUAGCCGGAUGAAGAACAAACUUUGGUACUUUGAGUACGCGACAACGGAACAAUUUGCUGCCAGCUGUAAAAAUCUUCACGAAGAUCUAGAGAUCAUUUGUGACGGGACACCGUUAGAUUUAGCACACGGACCUUCUCUCCAAGGUGUCGCAUUAUUAAACAUUCCUUUUACUCAUGGAGGUUCCAAUCUCUGGGGUGAACACCAUACGAAACAUCGACUUGGUAAACGCAAGAAACGACCAGACAAAGAACUAAGCACCAGCAGUUUUAAUUCCGUAGAUCUUACAGCCGCGAUACAAGAUAUUGGAGACAAUCUCAUAGAGGUGAUCGGUUUGGAAAACUGUUUGCAUAUGGGUCAAGUGAAAACUGGACUUCGUCAUUCCGGUAGAAGGUUGGCACAAUGCAGUAGUGUCACCAUCACCACCAGCAAACGUUUCCCGAUGCAAAUCGAUGGUGAGCCAUGGAUGCAGGGUCCAUGCACUAUUCACAUAACGCAUAAAAACCAAGUACCGAUGUUAAUGGCACCGCCACCGGAAAAGGGUCGAGGCCUCUUCCGUUUCUUAAAGAGGUGAACUUCAAUAUUAUCAAAUAACGAAACUGGAAAAUCGAAAUAAUCGACUCAGUUCUCGAUCAGAACGUAGUCUCGACGUCGUCCCGCCUGUUUUAUCUUAUCUUAAUUAAAAGAAAGGGAGAAUGAAGCGUAUCAAUUCGGUCGUACUUAACACAGCUUCGAUGCUCGUCCGAGAGCAUGGAACGAGCUUCGACGUAACUUAGGUAUUCUUGUGUACAGUAUUUUUGAGAAUAAUAAUAAAGCAUCGCUCGUCUUAGUGAUAGGAUUAGCGGUAGACUCGUCGGUCAUCGAUACCGAUGUAUGAUCGUUUUGUAUACUAUGCGGAGAUACGCCGAAUAUGUUUUCUUCUCUUCCGUUUCUCAAAUCCGUGGCUUGAGUCUACCGUUUCAAAUGUGCAAGCAAAUACGAGGUUGUACUAUUGCAAUCGAGCGUAUAAUUUAUAUACCGACAUAACGGAUUGUACGGUAUCAUGCAAAAGAGAAAAUAAUCUCGUACGUAACGUUAUCUAGAUAAUAUUAACGACAACUUCUUUAAUCAUUCUUUUUCUUUGUACAACACUUAGAUAUAUCGUAAGGGUUUUAUUUCUCCAUAAAAUAUCAUAGUUGAAGAUAUGCAGAUCAUAUUCUUUAGAUGAAUAAUAUUUGUUGUAAGUAAAGAGUAUAAAAUCUAAUUUUAUAUCGAUCAAACGUUGAGUAUGUAUCUGUUGUACGUUAUUUUAUAUUCUACUUGCUGUUUUUUGAUCUGCAUAUCCUCGACCAGUCUUGUAUCCGUUUACUUUUAUAAAGAAAAAAAAAGAAAGGAAGAAGUUUAUCGCAUUAACGGCGCAUGAAACUAUUCGAAUCGCUCCUCUUUUUUGCACGACUCCGUCCAAUAAUCAAAGAUCUUCUACUUUUCUCUCUUAACGUUAAGAUUUUUGUACGGAAGCUUAGUCGUAACUGCUUAGACAUAAAUCACGAUAGAUUGGUUUUAUUUAUUUAUUUAUUUAUUUAUUUAUUUAUUCGUCCGAACUUAUUUAUUUAUUCGAUGGCUCUCAAGACGGAGCAGUAUAUCGUAAGCAUAUCAGCAUCAGCAAACCGAGCGCGGCUAUAAAUUAGAGCCGCGAGGUUCAGUUGUUCCGCGUUUGUCUUUUGUAUGAAUCGCACAAUCAAAAGUUACGAAAAUUAUGCGUAUAUUUUCGAUUUGAUGCGAUGUAGCUUGUUAAUCGGUGCAAUAGUUCUUAUAAUGCGCGCUCUUAUAAAUUAGUCCCUUAAGUUUCUCUUCAACAUAUUGUUGUCUUUCUACACGUUGGCCAUCUCUCGAUCGAUACGCAAAUAGAGUUAGCACUUUUUUAAUUGUACGCGUAUUAACGCGCGUCGAACUAUUAAAACAUAGAAGUGGAUUACAGUGGACAUAUUAAAUAUCAUAUUGCUAAAUAAGUAGGAGACAAACACAGAUAUUAUAAUC